Messenger RNA from Amblyraja radiata (thorny skate), 4437 nucleotides. RefSeq names its product coiled-coil domain containing 142 (gene ccdc142). The record is from RefSeq and is a predicted model, not a curated record. The transcript is spliced from 14 exons. The coding region runs from base 417 to 3767 and encodes 1116 amino acids. NCBI's taxonomy places the organism in Eukaryota, Metazoa, Chordata, Chondrichthyes, Rajiformes, Rajidae.
CGCCACCAUUGGUAACGGCAGCCGAGUCCCGUUGCUAAGGCGAGCCGGGCCAAUAGGAGAGGCGGAUGUUGCGCCGUGCGGACGGUGCGGCUGUCCGCUUCGCCCCUUGUCAACGGUUGCCGGGCAGGCAGGGGGGCGGUUGGUCGCUCGCUCGCUCGCUGGGCCGGAGGGAGGGAGGGAGGUGCAGCUCGUCGCCGCUCGGAUCCCAGCCUCCCUUCACGACCACAGAUCGACGGCCUCGAGUGCUUUCAAUCUUUGCGCAGUGGAAAAGUGGCUGUGGUGGCCUUGCUCUGGCGCACGCCGGCCACAGCCUAGCUCGGGGCCUGGCGCCUGGUGGGGAGGCUUCUGCUCUACGACCUGGGAACAGCCAAAGUAUGUUUAAAGUUGAGUUAUAGCACCAUCAUUUGCAUUGGACAAUGUCACAAACAUCUGGUGGUUUCCUGCUUCCAUUGGGCCCAUUUUUAGGACAGAAAAAAGUUUCUCCAGCUGAAACAGAAUGCAAGGAAACCGAGGACACUUUGGAAUCAAGUGACGAGUCAUCCUUAUCAAUGAUACUUGAAAUGUCAACAUCUUCCUCAGUUGAAAUUAAAAAUACUAUGGUCACAGAGGACAAUAAGCGAAAUCAUGGAUCUUUUAAAUUCCUAACAUCUACACCACCAAAGGAUUCUUCGCAACCAGAGGAAUCUAUGCAGACGGACACAUUCAAUCAUUUAAAUGGAUCAGGAUCACAAAACAGUUUUGCCAAAUCUCUUCUGCAAGCUGAAACUGUACUCUGGAAUCGUCUUCAACCUGGAUGGAAAUGGUUCAUGGCUAAGCAGCAAGCAGAUGACUCGUAUUCCGAUGCAGAGAGUGAUGAUCAAUUGCUAACUUCAGACCAUGAAAGCAGAUGUUCUUCAAGGAGAAUGCUUGAAGCGGAGCAGAUUGUCUUUGAAUUGGAUAAGUGUUGCCAACUGCAACAAAGUUUAAAAGGUACCUUAUUUCAUGGUCAUGUAAAAUCAUUACCCAUGGAUACUUUGAGCACUGCUGACUUUCAAUAUCAUCAAGCCAUAUCAAACUUAGGAAACAAUUAUGCGAAGCUUAGGAAACUAUUGGAAUAUAGAUCUUGUAUUCUUCUUAAUAAAGCAUAUAUUAUGAGACUAAGGGGAGCAUCUAACUUUGUAAGGAAACUGGAGCAAUUGCUGAUGCAAGAACAAGAAAAGUCCCUAAAAGUAAAUGAACCCAGAGAUCAGUCAAGUGUCACAUCUGUGAAGGAACUUGGACAACUAUGUGAAGAACUGAGAUGCCAUAUAAGCCACUGGAAAUGCUUAGAAGAAAAAAUUAAGAAUGAUCCUUGGUUACGUUUUAAGCUGAUGCAUUUGAAGAAAAUGUUUAUUUGCAUGAAGCGAACUUUGACUUGGUUGAGCAUAAAUGCUGUUUUACUCAUGGAGCAAUAUAUUUCCAAAUUACUUUGUACGUUAGCAUUCACUGACCCUCAUAACAUACCCUCAGAAUUACUUUGGGAAUUUUUUCGAGGUUUGGAAAUAUACAACGUUAUUAUAACGGAAUCUAAAAUACCUCAGUCAUAUCUUGAACUGAAUCAUUCUGUUGAAGGAAUUAAUAUAAAUGAAUCUGAUUUGCUGUAUCAAAGAGUGAAAGGAACAUUGUGUCAACAGGGAGAAAACUGGAAAAUUGAACCAUUCCUAAUAGAGAGAGUAUUGAAGGUUUUAGCUAAUGAAAGAGGGAGCAUUGCGGCCUCUUAUUUUUAUGAUACCAUCACGAUGAAUAAAACAUUUCUUUCAACUGUGAACCAUAAUAAUCUCAGUGCAUUAGACUGGGAAAAUAUAAAGCUCUCAUUUCUUAGCUUUGCAGAUAAUCGCAAUAUUUUUUGUGGUGAUGAAACAAAUGAUAUCUUGUGUCAACCAAAAUUAGGAAACAGCCAACAAGAAUUGAAACCUUGUAGUUGUAAGAGGUCCAUUCAAAAGUUCUGCAUGGAAGAUGAAGUGCUUCUGAACAAAAUUGUUGACAGUCUUGUUGCAUCAAACAUAUUGUGGCAAUAUGUUCUGAAUAGACCCAAGACGAUUAAGCCACAGGAAAUCAAAGCAGAAGACCUGCACUUGCAGCACAACAUCUUUUCAGCAGAAGAUAGCCCUCACCAAAGUUUAGAAACCAAACAGAAUAAUGAAAUAACUGUAAAUCCCUUGGUUUCCCCUCUCAUGAGAAAAUCUGUACAUUGGCAGGACUACACACACUGCGAAGGAAAGGUUCUACUGUUUUCCAAAUACAAAUCAUUGAUGUGGAAAAACUUUGCAACUCACUUGCGUGAUCAAUUCUAUUUCCAGCCACUGUUUGCUUCUGGUGGCUCUAAGCAUUAUGUUGGAAAGCUGGACCAGUGCAAGGCAGAAAUCUCUGCGUUACUUAUUCAAGUACUGCUUGAAGCAUGUUAUAAAGGAAUUCUGCCAAGUGACUGUGAGCCAUUUGUAAAGGAUCUUUGUCUCUCCAUGUGGUCACGGGUUGCUCUCGUUCAUUGGGAUCAAGUAUUCUGCAGUACCUUGGGAUCAAUGCUGAAGGAUAAAUGUUUUCCUGAUUCUGACACAAAGGGAGAUACAUCAAGAAGCAGGACAGCUGGGCUGUUCCUUGCACUCUUACACCCCCUCUGUACAAUGCUAACAUGGCUGAAUAAGGAACAAGGCCAAAAUCAAGGUUCCAGUAUUGGAGGGGAUCGUAAACUACUAGUGCCGUCAAUCUUGGUGCGAACAUUGAGUCAUUGCAUCGUGACACUGCAGACUUCUUCCCAUUGGUUAAUGACAAAAAGUUUUCAGUUUCUUUCUUCUUGGUCCAUUAAUCAGUUUCUACUACUAGUUCAAGGAGAUCUAAAAGUUCUUAGGGUGAUGGCAUCAAAGAUGUUGCAGCUUGCAGAAACCUUCUGCAUUGAAGAAAAUCAGACCCAAGGAAUCCAGGAGUCUUUGCUGCAGGCUGAAGUGACUGCAUUGGUAAAAGAACUUGGCUACGCUGCCACCAUCUUCAAUACAUUCUCAACAAAAGCACUGGCGCUAUUUUCAACUAAAUGUAGAAAGAUGACGCUUGAGUUAUUUGAACAAACCAUGCCAGUGGGAAGACAGUGGAGGGUAAAUUAUCGAUCAGUUGUGCUCCCCAGAAAAUCCAAUGAAUAUGCGACUGCUGCUGUUCAAACUAUAAUUGGUCAGGUGCUGGAGGGAAUUAAACAACUUCCAGAAGAUGCUCAAACCAUUCCAUUGACAGAAGCCUUGACUGCUUUUAUGGAGGCCUGGAUGGAUCAUAUAUUGAAGGAAAAGAUAAAAUUUAGUGUCCAGGGUGCCUUACAGCUGAAGCAGGAUUUUGACACAAUGAGAGAACUAAUUUGUUCAGAUGAUCAGCAAUUAUCAAUGGAAGUCAGACAGUCUGUCCUUUCUCUCCGGGUUUUCUAUCAAGUGGACAAUGCCAUUAUCUGCCUCCUCCAGCAACCUACUAGGAAGGUCUAUGUUCCAUCAAAUACUUGGGACCAUUUCAGAAGAUGCUGCUCCUCUUCCAGCAGGACGGUCGACUUCAGUCAUCAGAACUUGAACAGUCUUGACAGCCUGGAUUUGCGGACUGAAAGGACAAGAGCAGCCUUUCAGCCUGAAGCUUCUGAUCAACUAAACAAGGUUAUAACAACUAGGCACCCAGAGUCGUACUUGGCAGUAAAUCAGCAGGAAUGGCUUGCACUGCGAGUGAACAGCAGUAGACGCAGGAAAGUUCUCCGUUUGCCUUGUAUGAAAAACACCCCAGAAUAGUGAGCGGACAUUGUUGUCUCUGUUAUUCGGUUGGAAAAACCGACUGGCAGACUUACAUUUAUGACAAGGCACUUUAACACUUUUUACUUCAGUUGAAUCUAUGACUGAUUUUAAGAUUACGAGCAACCAGAACUCCAUUUCAUUUUCUGUAUUGUGAAUAAUAAACCAGAAUUUGUGGAAUAGUCCCAAUGUAUAUUAUUCCACCGAAAUAUUUGCAUUUCCAAAGCUGAUGAUCAAUUCAAAAAGCUCCUUUGCUGAAUGAAUUUUCAUAAAAUAUUGUAAGACUGAAGUGUAAAUGCUCAAUUUUCUACAAAGUGUAUCAGUGCUGAUUUAUGCCAUCUUGAGUUUAAAAGAAUUCAGUAUGCUAUCUUGUAAGACAGUAUUUUUUGACUUUAAAGUAUUCUAUAUAAUAAUUUAUCGUAUGUUUAAAUACACUGAAGUUAACAGAGCAUCUUCACCAAAGAUAUAAUCUUUGGAAUUCUACUGCCUCGAUAAAGUGUUUUUAAUAUUGCAAGUUGGAGGAUGUCCGCAAUGAUUUAUAUCUUUUUUUUGGAUGGGCUGUCAGGCAAAAGAAACUACACACAAUAUUUAUGGAUUGCCUGUUUUUAAUGAAAUAUUCUUAAAAGGAUUUUGUAUUUAAAUCACAUGUAUUAAAAUAUGUAACAUGCUU